Messenger RNA from Myzus persicae (green peach aphid), 3197 nucleotides. Its product is annotated as zinc finger protein 425-like. The record is from RefSeq and is a predicted model, not a curated record. The annotation marks the transcript as partial. Gene Ontology annotation, biological process: negative regulation of transcription by RNA polymerase II; regulation of immune system process; regulation of cytokine production. Lineage: Eukaryota; Metazoa; Arthropoda; Insecta; Hemiptera; Aphididae. The transcript has 6 exons.
UUUCUUUUAGUGAAACGUCCUGUGAUCUUAGAUGUGAUUGAUAUAUCAAGUCAUUUAAACUUACAUUAUCCGCACAUAGUAGAAAAAAACCAAAAAGGACAAAAGAAACGACGUCGUUGUGUUCUGUGUUCAUCUCGAGGUCUUGGACAGAAACGCACUGAUGUGUUUUGUUCUAUUUGCCCUGGUAAACCAGCGCUGUGUCCUGGUACCUACUUCCCCGAUCCAGUUUAUUGUCCAAACAAUUGUGGUCGCUGCUACAAAGGUGUAAGAAGAAAAGGAAAUCUUAACAGACACAUCAAUUACGAAUGUGGUGUACCGAAAAAAUUCAAAUGUAUUUACUGUUCGAAAAGCUUUGCACAAAAAUAUGAUCUUAAAACACAUUAUAUUUUUGUUCACAAAGUAUAUGAAGUUUCAUCAUUUACUCAUGCGCGAAAACACAUUGAUCCAAUUGAAUGUCCAAAUUUGUGUGGCAGGUCAUACAAAGGCAAAUUUCAAAAAUCUAGUCUCAGAAGACAUCUUAUUUAUGAAUGCGGAGUUGAUCCUCAAUUUCAGUGUCCUGAGUGUCAAAAACGAUUUGCCGAUAAGGGCAGUAUGAAAAGACAUGCUGUAAACAUGCAUUAUAAACAUCUGUUACCAGAUCCUCUAUUCUGUGAGAACAAUUGUGGUCGAUACUAUACGGGAAAAAAACUUUUGUAUGCUGCUGGUCAAAGAUUUAAGUGCCCAAACGAAUGUGGUAAAUCGUACAAAAACAAAUAUACCCUUAAGCGACAUUUAUUUUUUGAAUGUGGUGGUAAAAAAACAUUCUCGUGCAACCUGUGCAGUAAAAAAUUUUCACAGAACACUAAUCUGAAGUCACACUUAGCAUUAAUACAUCAAAUUAUAUCUUAAUUAUUGUUUAAAAUAUGUAUUUUAUUUUAAAUAUAGUUGAAUACAAAACUCUAUCAUUGGAAAACCAUUUAAUAUAUUAUAUGAAUAUUAAUGAUACGAUAAAAUUAAAAUAAGAGCUAAAGUGAUUAGUUAGUUAUUGUUUUUUUUAUACCAGUGAUUACCUAACCUUUUGUCUUCGUGCGGCCCACCAUGAAUACAAAUUCAAUAUUAAAUAUAAGUAUAUUUAUAUCUACUUAUUAUAUGCCCAUAAUUUAUGUAAUGUAAAAACAAACUUUCAUCUCAAAAACAGACUAUGGGUUGAAAGUCUCUGUUAUAUACAGUAGUUGUGCUUAUUGGGCUCACAGUUUAUUGUUUCAUUCAUUGUUUGUUCUUAAACAAACUAAUCCCAAUAUGCACCUAUAUUACCAUAGUAUCACAUAGAAAAUAAUUUGUCUACUGAACCCAAUAUACCGGCUAAUGAUGUUUGUUAUAAUACACAAAUUAACAGAUUACUUUUAAUUUUGAAUAUUUUUAUUAAUUUUCUUCCUAUUGUAAAAUCAUAUAUAAUAGUAUGUCCAAUUUUAUGACUGAAUCGUUCAAUCAGGAUCCCAACUCUAUUAAUAUCAUUAAAUUAAUGUCUCCGAUUUACCAAUUUACUCAACAAACAUUAAUAUAUCUUAACUGUUGUUUAAAUAUUUAUCAGUUUACAUGUAAUCCAUAAAUAAAUAUAAAAAAAUAUAACUUAAUAUGAAAUUUAAUGAAAUAUUGAAAUAUAUAAUAAACAAAUAAUAAUCAAUAUUUAUGUAUGCAUACUGUAGUGGCAGUAGCCUAAUUUCUCUACUUAACUUAUAUUAUAUCUUUUUUAUUUUUACAUACAUACAUAUUUUAUUCUUGGCCUUUCCUCUUAUUGAGUCACUUGAUCAAUAGACCCAAAUGCUCGGGACUGUAUUUGAAAUUAAUAUUCCUAUUCAUCCAAGAAGCCAUUUAAUAUGAGAAAAUGUUUUAGGUAAUAGGUCUAAGCAUCAUCUUAUUAAUUCAUAUAUAUGUGUAUUAUAUAAACAAUAUAUGUAAUUAUGUUUCAAUCAUAUAAUGUUAAUUUAAUACAAUUCAAAAUAUGGUGUUUUUUUUUAAAUAUUCUAUAAUAAUAAUAUUAUGUAUUUGUUAAUAAUUGUUAUUAUAAGUGUACAUACUUAAUCAGAAGUGAAUAAUACUAUUUAUAUCUAUUAAUAUUGCUAUUGUUUAUUUUUUUAAAUUAUAUGUACAUUUUUACCUUGAAGUUCAAUUAAUAACUUGUAGCACAAUUUUUUGUAAUUAUCACUUGGAAAAUGUAUGAUAAAAACUAUGCUUUUUCAUUAAAUUUUAUUAUGAGUCGCUUUAUUAUUACUAUUAGGAUAAAUCAAGUAGGUCGUGCACUUGUGAUUAAAUGAUUUCAAACAAUGCAAAUAUAAAUAUAAAUAAUCUAUAAAAAUGUUAUAUUGUUUAUUAGUAAAACAGAUAAAAAUAUUGAAAUUCUAUGUUUUUCAAAAUAUUAAUAUAAAUCACUUGGAUUUAAUUCAAAUUUUAAUUUCAGGGUAUGAUAAUCAUCAAUCAACAGAAACUCGUCACUUUUGCCCUAAUAAUUGUGGUAAAAGUUAUAAAUUUUCUAAUACCUUAAACCGACAUAUAAAAUAUGAAUGUGGAGAUUUGCGGAAAUUUCAUUGUCCGUGCUGUUCAAAGGCUUUCAGACAAAAAUCAGCUAUGCAAGGACAUGCAGCUACCAUUCAUAAAUGUCUUAUUAAAUAAAGAAAUAUAUAAGUAUAUGAUAUUAUUUAUUAUAUUAAUAAAUAUUUUACAUGUACAUGCAAUACUGUAAUAGUAUAUUUUUUAUUUAUAUACCUAUUUUUAGAAUAGUAUAUUAAAAUUGUAAUCAGAUUAAACUAUAACAUUUAUGAGCCUCAAUAAGUAUUAAUCAAGAAUAAUUUCAUUGUACCACAAUGUUUAAAUAAAAUUGAUUGAAUAAUAUUAAAACAAUAAUAUUUUAAGAGGAUAUCUACUAUUUAAUUGAUCUCGAAUCAGCUUAUAACGCAGUUACUUAUUUGUAUAUCUAACAAUGCAUUAAUACUGUAAUUUUUGCUUUGUUUAAAACUUUAAAAAUAAUUUUAAAAAUUUGUAAGUAGGAUUUUUCAACAUUAUUUUUUAAAUAAGAAGGGUUGAAACAAUGUUACUGGAUACCUUGAUUCAUGCCAUAUGUAAUACAUACAUACAUGUAUAUUGUGUUUUCUAUAGGCUGAUUGUAAAUAUUUGUUUUUCAUUAUAAAAAUAAGAUGAUAAGUUUACUUGUAUUUUAUACA